GUGACAUCUCCUCGUUCGUGAGGUGUUUGUGUUUUCUCCAUUCUUUUAGUAUUGCUUUGACCUCCUUGCUAGUAGAACGGCUAGCGGGCGGUGCCGGUUCCACCGUACUCGGAGUCGUACAUGAAAAAGACGGUGACUUUAGCCUUUUCUGCGGUGGAGCUGGUCGUCGUGGUCAUUUGUGAUCGUCCGGGUGAUGCUGGGGGGUGGGGACUCUCUGCUGGUGUGUGGCUGUGGCUGCCACUGGUGUUAGUUGUAUGCUGGACGCCACAGAGAUCAGGUUCUCAUAAAAAGUUUUUAACGACGGCUCAACUCACAUCCACAGGCACUGCAUGUGUCACAGAGACAAGGCCGGCGAGGAGUCCAAGGAAAAGGGAAAGACGACUCAAGAUCAUCAUCUGGGGUAGUAUAUAUACUAAGCACUAUUGUACGUGUUUUCUUCAAGUUAUAGAUGUGUGGUACUUUGAGGGUGAACUGGCCAGCAGUAUUCCCCGUAGCUUCGGAAGUUGGUGGUUCGAGGAAAAAAGAGGCUCCGGAUCAAUGAUAUCGACUGUUACCAUCCUCCUAUCCUAUCCAUCUUCAGGCGCUGCGUCCGCCGUCAGUGUCCCUUAUUCUCCUGCCUGUCCGGUAUCACCUGGUAUCACCUACGGAGUCAAGCAGAAUCGAUCACCGUACGUUCUAAUGCUACCACGCAUUGAUCGUGUUUCAUGCUGUUUCAUGUAAGUCGGAGGAAAGCAAAGGUUACACCGGGGCUUGUUUCAAGAACCUUCAUGAGCAUCUUCAAGUUUUGCAUUCCGAUUUGGGAAAAUCGUAGGACGACGCGUAGCCUCGCGUACCUUUUAUCCGAUAAGCUCAUGAAAAAUUUUCGCGCCUGAGUCCUGAAAGGGCCCCGUGGAAGAGAUAUAAUAGUGAGACGUUCGUAGAAGAAAUUUCUCUUUAUUACUCUUUGUCCGUCAUAGCCCUGGUUCGGUUCGUC
Molecule: messenger RNA, 973 nt
Organism: Lentinula edodes (shiitake mushroom)
Lineage: Eukaryota; Fungi; Basidiomycota; Agaricomycetes; Agaricales; Omphalotaceae
Exons: 2
Coding region: 121-720 (199 amino acids)
Source: RefSeq, a predicted model, not a curated record